GCAUGAGAACAUUAGUCCUGGCAAUUCUGUGUCUAACUAUAGCACAAUCGCUAGCCAAAGAAACACAGAAAGAAACCCAAGGUCAAUCAAAGAGCAAUGACAAGCCAGAACACACUACAGAAAAGCCAGAACACACUACAGAAAAGCCAGAACACACUACAGAAUCGGAUUCAAGUGACAAACGACCAGAUUCCGACAGCGACCGAUCAGAAGCCAAAGAGCAACAAAAACCUUCCGAGAAAAAACAGUCGGAUUCCAACGAUGACCGAAAUUCUUCCGACGAUGAUCGAAAUUCGUCCGACGAUAACCGAAGUUCUUCCGACGAUGACCAAGGUGCUUCCGAAGAUAAGCAACCAAAGUCAGACAACAAGAAAUCAAACUCGGAUAAGGAAUCGGAAACCGACGAUGACCGAGCUAAAUCCGAAAGCGACCGAUCCGAAGGUGAACAACACGAUAGCGAACAUGAUGAUGGGAAAGAGGCUGAAAAUAGCAAUGAGAAAUCAGAUAAUGGCAAAGACCUAACUCAAAGACGACACGAUGGAAUUAUCAAAAAGAAAGAAAAUGCCGCUGUACUUCAAAAUUUGAAAAAAAUUGUUCAAGUUAUGAAAGGCAAAAAAUUGAAAAGAAAACAUAAGAAACGAAAGCACAGAAAAUAUUACACUUACAGAAUGCAUAUGGCGAGCAUAAAAGGUAAGAUAAUUAAUUUAGUAUACACUAAGGGACCGCUCAUUAUAUAUGGGGGAGGGGGGAGGGGGGGGGGUUACCCAACCUCAAAUAUCAAUGGACCUUUCCCCUUAUAACUAAAAUUUCGAUCUAGACAAAAAUUUCAUCACAGCUUGAAAGAGCAUCACAAAAUUAGUAAUAUUCCAAAGUUUUGUUUCAAAAUCUUGUAAAAUGCGGAUAAUAUAGCCUUGCGAAGUUUGCCGUUUUUCAGUCAUUUUGUAUUACAAACGGGAAAUUGACAUCCGAUUCGGGUGUUGGGGCUGCAAUUUCCAUUUGUAAUGCAAAAUGACUGAAAAUUGCAAACUUCGCAAGGCUCUAUUUUCCUCAUUUUACAACAUUUCGCAACGAAACUUUGGAAUAUUACUAAUUUUGUGACGCUCUUUCAAGCUGUGAUGAAAUAUUUGUCUAGACUUGCCUAGAUCAAAAUUUUGGUUAUAAGGGGAAAGGUCUAUUCAAAUGAAUAAAUACUCGUCCCUGGCCAAAAACUUUACAACAGGAUACCAUUCAUGUCCUUUACCACUUCUGCGACAUGAGUUUGACAACUUUUUAAUGACUCUGACUGAUUUGCAUAUCGUAUCAACACGUGACUGUUGACAUUGCUUUCUAGUCUUCAAUAUUUGAGCGAGUCAUGCUUUACAAAUGACAAUAAAUUUUUAUUACCCAACCCUUGAGUUGUUUUGUUUUUCAUUUACCCAACCUUUUAUUCACUCAAAAUUUUGUUUACCCAACCCCUUUCUCUUCGGUGCCACCCCCCGCCAUAAAUAAUGACCAUUCUAUACUUCGACAAUACUACCGCUAUUUGACUAUGCCGAUGUAAUUUGGGGCGAUAAAAACAAUUCAGAACUUAUGAACUCCCUGCAAACCUUGGAAAAUAAAGCAGCUAAAUUAAUACUAGAUCUCCCUCCUCUUUCGUCGGCAACCGAAACUCUCGCUACAUUACACUGGUCAACUCUCUCAUCUCGCAUAUAUAAACAUCGUUGUAUCUUUAUCUACAAAUGCACUAAUGGACUGAUAGAUUUCGACUUCAAUCUGACAACUAACAGCAUGCAGAAUCCAUUCCCACAGCACAAGAUCGUGUAACAACCUCCAUCUCCCGAAAGUCAACACGAACUGGGGUAAACAUAAACCAACCUACCUCGCUUCGAAAGACUUUAACAACUUGGACGUUUCCGUCAGAAACACUGAUUCUCUGAGUCAAUUUAAGUCAUUACUUAGGUCACAUACCAUAUAUAACUAUUCCUAGUUGUACUUAUUAGAUAUAGUUAAUUAUUCGUUGCCCCAUGUCGUAACGUUGUAUAUUAUUAAUUGUGUAUAUUUAUGUAAGUAAAUUUUGUUCAUGAUUGUAUCAUGCAGGACCCCACUGAAAAACACAUUAGUGAUGUGGGUAUCCUGGGUAAAUAUAAUCAUAAAUAAAUAAAUAAACAAAAAAUUCCCCAAGUGGACUAGAUUCCUGAAGGUUUAGAGUUUAAAUCCCUGAUUCCACGAGCGCUUUUUCUCGGCGAAAUGCGAAUUAUUUCGCCUGUGUCUUUUGAAUUGCGACCACUCGAAUAAAUUCUUUCUACUUGAUUGCUCACAAUUCAAAAGAAACAUGCGAAAUAUUUCGCAUUUCGCCGAGAAAAAGCGCCCGUGGAAUCAGGCCUUUAUAAGGAAUAAGAGCUCACCACCAAUCUCUGUAAACUUGAUAGCUCAACAGUAUAUAGUAUUUAAGAACACGUUUUUAAUGGUAUUUUUCAGAUCAAAUGAGGGAUCUCGCAAACAUCGCAAUUGCAGGACUGAAAACCAGAAAGAAACUUGAAAGUGAGAGACAACGUAAGUAGAUUUUGUUCAAGAAUUUUUGACUGCAUGUACACUAGUUCUCUGGAAUUAAAACGAUUAUCGAAGAAAUUGGAUGAUGAUGAAGAAAUCGAGUAUGUUUGCAAGGCUUUCGUAAUCUUUUUAAAGUGCGAUUAACACCAAAUUUGGUAUGUGUAAUAUUUGGGUCAUUGUAAGAAGAAAUGUUAAAUAUCUUUACAGUAAAAACAUCAUCUUGAUCAACUUUUCGCUGUCAAAGUUUCCAGAUAUGAUGUCAUUAGGUGAAUUUUUUGGUACAAAAAACAAAGGAAAAUAAUGAAACCAAAUUUUGCAAUUUCACUAAUUUCAUUAUGUUCUUUUUACCUGUGGUAUUUGAUUCCCUUCUCUUCACUUAAUCUAACAUGCAAGUUGUCCAUUAACAAUUAACAAACUGUUCAAUUGACGUGUUCAAUCAACCAACCAAGAGAUCAAGCAAUCAGACACUUGCUUAUAAAAAAUAUAUUUUACCAUUCGUAAAAGCAAAACCUUUCCAUACAAUGUAAUAGACUAUAGUUAAACUUACAAAUCCGACUUUAUUAAUUUAUUGUUACUAUUCCUUUGCCAAAACCGAGAUGGAUGCUCAGUAUAGUUUAAAGCACGUAGCCUUGCAGUACACCUCAAAACACCCUCCCGAGCUCCAGCAGUUUCGAAAGCCCUGUGUUUGUAUGUGAACUAUACACAAGAAUUUAGGCUCCACUUCUACAUAAUUGUACCAAGUAAGAAGAAGAAUACUGUUUCUUACAGCAAUCAAUUUUUUUUGUUUCAGAAAAGAUAGUGAAAUGGAAGAAAAAGCUUCAUGAUAUGAGAAGCUACAAGAAAGCAGAAAUUCCUGAGGAGCAAGAUCAGCCAGCAGUGACGAAAGUAACAAAACGUAUGUUUCCAGGUUAACCAACGAAAAAAACUAAAACUAUCAAU
Molecule: messenger RNA, 3468 nt
Organism: Paramuricea clavata
Lineage: Eukaryota; Metazoa; Cnidaria; Anthozoa; Malacalcyonacea; Plexauridae
Source: the annotation of a GenBank genome assembly